Messenger RNA from Vicugna pacos (alpaca), 3450 nucleotides. NCBI's taxonomy places the organism in Eukaryota, Metazoa, Chordata, Mammalia, Artiodactyla, Camelidae. The record is from RefSeq and is a predicted model, not a curated record.
AGAAGUGAUGCAGUCAAUCCACCUGCUUCGAAGAUGAGAAAAGAAAGACCCAGGAAGAAGGGACCUGCCCAAAGCCACUCAGUAGCAGAACAGGGACUGGAACCCAGGCAUCCCCAUGCCCAGUCAGAGAUCAAAAUAAUGGCUCUUGGCCUCCAAUCUCAGCUUCUCACUGCAGGUGUAUCAGGGCCGUACCCUGUCUUACUUCACGCAUUGUCCCUGGUGCCUUCAGGCUUUCAACACAGCAGCACAGAGGGACCAGCUGUGACUGUAGCGUGCUUUCACUUCACAUUUUCAGUUCAGAUUGGAAAAACCCCAGGUGUACCUUUUCCUGAGAGUUUCCCAGCACUCAAGUUUCCCUUCCCAGACACCAGGCAGGAGUCAGGGCUCCAGGCCUCGGACCCCCACCGCAGCAUGGACGCACUCUCUGGGGAAAGAGCCUCAGAUAGCUUGGGGGGCAUUGGCAUUUUUCUUAGGUGGGGAAAGCACUCUAUUGGUUCGUUCUCUUUUAAUAUUACGUUUGUACAGUAUCAGGUCACAGAAUAUUUUUGCAUGCCUCGGUGGCUCCUAAUAUUUGGAACUCCACAAACACAUUGAUUUAAAAAAAAUUAAAAAAGAACCAUUUCACCCUAACAAACACACAGACAUAAAGUCCUACUGAAAAGAUUAAAGAGCCAUGGUGGCGAUCAUCAGCUGAUUCAGUUUUCCCAAGGAAAAUGGGAUAGGCAUUGUCAUUGUCAUUUCACAAAUGAGAAGAGGGGCUCAGAAAGUUGAAGGGACUUGCCCAAAGUCACAUGACAAGCCAUGGCAGAGGUGGAAGUGGAAGAGCUGUGCAGCGCAGCAAACACUGAGUCUUUCUCUGGGCUGGGCAUUUGGACAAGUCCUCGCCCUAGAGGAACUCAUCUGGAAGCCAGAAGCUCUGACUCUGAUAGAAAAGGGAUUUCUAUCUGCUCAGAGGGAAGGCAGGCCGGGAGCUGGGUUUCCUGUUGCUCUGUGCGUCCUGUUGUCGGAUGUUGUCUUGUUAGGACCUCCAUUCAAAUGCCUGCAUUUCCUGCCCUGAUUUAAUUUGGACAGAAACCACAGGUUGGUGGCCACACCAGGCCUGGGUGAGGCACAAAUGCGGGCCACUGCCACCCCAGCGUUCCUCUUCUAGGCUGGACUCUGUGUGGGCAAGGGCCUCUUGGCAAGCCCAGCAGAAGCUGAGAGACCCUCCCCAUGGAGCGAUGCUGGGAGACAGAGGCAGCCAAUGGCUCCCGGGAUGGCUUGGAUUUCAACCCCAUGAAGGAUUACAUGGUCCUGAGCAAUUCCCAGAAGAUAGCUAUCGCAGUGCUGUGCACCUCCCUGAGCCUGCUUAGCGCCCUGGAGAACCUUGCUGUGCUCUACCUGAUCCUGUCCUCACAUCGGCUCCGCAAGAAGCCCUCGUAUCUGUUUAUCAGCAGCUUGGCUGGGGCUGACUUUCUGGCCAGUGUGAUCUUCGCCUGCAACUUUAUAAAUUUCCACGUCUUCCACGGCGUGGAUUCCAAAACUGUCUUCCUGCUGAAGAUUGGCAGCGUGACUUUGACCUUCACAGCCUCUGUAGGCAGCCUGCUGCUGACUGCCAUUGACCGCUACCUCUGUCUACGCUACCCACCUACAUACAAAGCGUUACUCACCCGUGGGAGGGCACUGGUGACCCUUGGCUCCAUGUGGGUCCUCUCAGCAUUGGUCUCCUACCUGCCCCUCAUGGGAUGGACUUGCUGUCCCAGGCCCUGCUCUGAGCUUUUCCCCCUGAUCCCCAAUGACUAUCUGCUGGGCUGGCUCCUGUUCAUCGCCAUCCUCUUCUCUGGCAUCAUCUACACCUACGGGCAUGUCCUCUGGAAGGCCCAUCAGCAUGUAGCCAGCUUGGCUGAGCACCAGGACAGGCAAGUGCCAGGAAUGGCCCGGAUGAGGCUGGAUGUGCGGUUGGCCAAGACCCUGGGGGUGCUGGUGGCUGUGCUCUUCAUAUGCUGGUUCCCGGUUCUGGUCCUCAUGGUCUACAGCCUGGCCACCACUCUAAGUGACCAGGUCAAGAAGGUCUUCGCCUUCUGCUCCUUACUCUGUCUUGCUAACUCGAUGGUCAACCCCAUUAUCUAUGCCCUGAGGAGUAGGGAGAUUCGCAGCUCGGCAGACCACUGCCUGGCCCACUGGAAGAAGCGCCUGAGGGGCCUCGGGCCUGAAGGAAAGGAAGACUUCCCGCGGUCCUCAGUCACUGAGACAGAGGCUGAUGUGAAAAUCACCCAGGGGCCAGACUCCAGAGUUCUAUACUGCUCUGAUCGCUGAUGAGGCCUCCUUCACAGUUUUAAACAAGCCAAGUCAGAAAUCAUUUCACUCCCUGGAGGAGAUUUCAUGGCCUUGACCCUCUUAUCUUGCUUAAACCAACCCCAGAGGUCUGGACACUUAUCCCCUUCUACUGAUGAGUGUUGGCACUGACCCCUGAAGGGUAGCCUGGCCAUGCCCAUCUGCACACAGUUUAUGAGGUGUGGUAAGGUGGGCAGGAGGCAAGAGGUCUGAGACAGGCUCAGUGCAGGUCAGGACAACCGUCCCAACAUGUCAGCUUAGAGCCUGCAUUCUCCAGAGCCCACAGGAGCCAGGAGGAGCUUUCAGGCUCAGCAGAGAGGGACUCAGAGGAAAUCUGAGAACAUCACUCUCCUGGGGUUUCAGGGUAUCAGAUGGGAUGGCUGGCCAGCCCUUCUUCCUGCUUAAUUGUUGGGGCCACCUUGGUUCUGGAGCUAUGAAAGGCCCUACCUCCUGGUCACUCUUUCCCAGAGAGGACCAAGAGCUGUGACGCCAUGAGGAUCAAGCAUGUUAAUCCACCUCUUGCAGAGGUAACUGACAAGCCUCCAUCAGGGCAUCUUAUUAUUACAGCAGUGGCCCUCUCUGACACUCUGAUAAUCACAACUCACAACCAUUGUGUCCUCUUAGGUACCUGGGUAAUACAGAGGUGGUUGAAAUCACUUGAGACACAGAAUCCUCUGAGAAUUUUACUCAUCUUGUGAAGUCCUACUCGGAGGUACCCCUGGAAGCAGGCAGUGUCCCAUUCUAACCCAAUUCCAAGAAAAGGGAAGAUAUUCACAAAGAUUUUAUUAUCCCCAAAUUGUUCCCAGCCAUCUCUCAAUUCAGCUCCUUUGUCUCCUCCACACUCCUAUACCCUUCAAUGAAUAAUAAACAAAGCUAAUAGGAGGAGAGGAAAGUUCCCUUACUAUGUGCCAGGCAUAGGACUGACAUCUCACAGUUCAUUAUUUCCAGCAAGAAAACAGCCCCAUGUUUUGAAGAUUCCAGGACACCCAUAUUUUACAUAUCAGGGAGGCUGAGUUCCUACUGGAAGGGCUUAAAACAGUAGGCAAGAGAAAUUGUUGAUGGAGGGAAGAAUUGCAGAGGAAUUCUAAUGCAAUUCUUUGGGACCACAGAUGGAAUAAAAUGAAAGAUAUUGAUUAA